AUGCAAGAUACAGAAUAUUUUGACGACUUAGCAGAAACUUUGACACCUAACUUUUACAACCACUUGUUCUCAUAUUUCAUGACAUUAGAUAUUUCUAAGUUCAAUCCAAGACAAAUUCCACAUACCGAAGAAAGACAAACAUUGUUAGAAGCAAACAAGAGUGUAUAUGAACUGUUUAUAGAUGAGACUAACUUUGAGUGUUUAGAUGAAAGGUCAUUGUACGAUUCGUAUAAACAGUAUUGUCAAGAAUAUGGUUAUAUGGCAGCUUCUAAACGAACAUUCUUGGCAAAUGUCAAAAGUCUUUUAGAUGUUCAGAACGGCGUAUAUACAAAGAAAAAUUUUUCUGAGUAA
Molecule: messenger RNA, 351 nt
Organism: Trichomonas vaginalis G3
Lineage: Eukaryota; Parabasalia; Trichomonadida; Trichomonadidae
Product: Poxvirus D5 protein-like family
Exons: 1
Coding region: 1-351 (116 amino acids)
Source: RefSeq, a predicted model, not a curated record